AUGGCGGGUGUAAUUUCACACGAGCAUUUCAUCUCGCCUGAUUGUCUCGGCACAUAUUUGCGUUUGGCAGAACUGUAUAAUGCUUGUGACUUGAAAUCUCUGCUGCAGUAUUAUGUCCCAGAAGAAUACUAUGAAACUCAUUUCCAACGUGUUCGAUUUGUGGAGAAGUUUUCUUCUGAGUUAUGGCUUCCUACUGCAUGUCUUCAAACACAUCAAUCAAUGGCUCUUCCAAUUGUUAAUAUUAUCUCAGAGGAACCUCACGUGAUACAACUCGGGUGCUCCAUUGAGUAUCUGGCAUCGAAUUCAAUGUGA
Molecule: messenger RNA, 312 nt
Organism: Helobdella robusta
Lineage: Eukaryota; Metazoa; Annelida; Clitellata; Rhynchobdellida; Glossiphoniidae
Exons: 2
Coding region: 1-312 (103 amino acids)
Source: RefSeq, a predicted model, not a curated record